AUGCCCACUCGCCGUCCUCAUUCGGUGUCACCGGCCCGGCGUUCGUUCUCACCGUUUCCUUUUCUUGUAGCAGAGGCGCAGGCAAAGGCUCUUGCCGAGGCUCGGGAAGGGUUCGUCAAGGAGUCCUUCUACCGUGAAGCCGAGUUCCGGGCGCAGCAGGCCGAAGAGGCCCGGAAAAGGGCGAAAGCGGAGGUGGCGGAAUUGACGAAGGUCCUGGAGCAGAAGGGCCGGGAGCUGGAGGACGUCAUCACCGAAUACAAGGUGAAGCUGGAGGCCGCGACUGAUGCGCGGGACUCUGCACGUGGGGCUGCCGCGUCUCUGCGGGAGGAGGUGGCGGCCUUGAAGCAGCAGCACGCCAAAGAACUUGCUGCGGAGAAGGAGGCGUCCGAGGGCAUCGUCCUGGCGGUGCAGGCCGAGAAGACCAACUUCGAGGCUUUCGUCAGGGAGAUGUCGCGGCAGAUUCUUGGUACGUGCGACUUCGUGGAGACGGCGACUCCACGGGAAUGCUCGUCGACCGCGACCGCGCGUAUCAUCGCCUGCGCGGGGAGAUACUUGCCGCGCUCCAGUACCCGAGCCCGCGGGAGGUGA
This is a messenger RNA of Lolium perenne, 588 nucleotides long. The record is from RefSeq and is a predicted model, not a curated record. NCBI's taxonomy places the organism in Eukaryota, Viridiplantae, Streptophyta, Magnoliopsida, Poales, Poaceae.